Cyphellophora attinorum is the source of this 2427-nucleotide messenger RNA. RefSeq names its product DNA replication licensing factor mcm7. Bases 1 to 2427 code for a protein of 808 amino acids. NCBI's taxonomy places the organism in Eukaryota, Fungi, Ascomycota, Eurotiomycetes, Chaetothyriales, Cyphellophoraceae. The record is from RefSeq and is a predicted model, not a curated record. Gene Ontology annotation, biological process: DNA strand elongation involved in DNA replication; DNA replication initiation; DNA replication. Gene Ontology annotation, cellular component: nucleus; MCM complex. The transcript is spliced from 3 exons. Gene Ontology annotation, molecular function: single-stranded DNA binding; single-stranded DNA helicase activity; ATP binding.
AUGGCGCUCCUGCAGUACAAAGCGCCGGUCGACUAUGCCGCACAACUGGAUGCCUUCACCGCCUUUAUUGACAAAUUUGAGACAACGAAGACUGCAUCAGAGGAAGCCGCCGAAGCGAUCAAUGGCCUCAGUCUCGAGGGUGACGACGAGUAUGACUUCAUGGACGAUGUCGCAAACGGCGCUGCGCCAGACAACAGACAGCAAGGUACGAAGCGGAAGUACAUGGAAAUGCUACAAGAAAUCGCAGAAAGGGAGCGCCAGAACCUCACUAUCGAGCUGGACGACUUGAAGGAAUUUGAGAUAUCGCUAGGCACAGACUCGAACCUCAAGCUAGUCGACUCGGUACUGGGCAAUACCAAGCACUACGUCGACUUAUUCUCAGAAGCAGUCGACAGGCUCAUGCCUAAACCCACCAAAGAUGUUUCGUUCAAAGACGACGUCCUCGAUGUCAUCCUAUCUCAACGCCAGAAGCGCAACGAGACCACUUCGCAAGCCGCCCAGAACGACGCCGAGGCCAUUCUGCCCGUCUCAACAUUUCCUCCCGAGCUCACUCGGCGAUAUACCCUCAACUUCAAGCCCCUCACACCCUCGGCCAAAGACAAGCACAAGACUCUUGCCGUCCGACAAGUCCGGGGUGAGCAUCUUGGACACCUCAUCACCGUCCGAGGAAUCACUACGCGCGUAUCAGAUGUGAAGCCCGCCCUGCGGAUUCAAGCAUACACCUGCGAUUCAUGCGGCAGCGAAGUCUUCCAGCCUAUCAACACUAAACAAUUCACACCCAUGCAGAUCUGCCCCUCGCCCGACUGCACGGCCAACAACACAAAGGGCGUCCUCAACCCCUCGACCCGAGCCUCUAAAUUUCUGCCUUUUCAGGAGAUCAAGAUCCAAGAGAUGGCCGACCAGGGGAGUGCCCUGACCCGUCAAGUCAAUCCUGGCGAUGUGGUAGAUAUCGCCGGCAUAUUCCUCCCCACACCAUACACAGGCUUCCGUGCCAUUCGCGCCGGUCUGCUAACCGACACCUACCUCGAAGCCCAACACAUCACUCAGCACAAGAAAGCCUACCAAGAUCUGAAGCUCGACCGCCGCGUCAUAUCUCGCAUCGAGUCGCACAAAGCCUCCGGCCACCUCUACGAGUACCUCGCACGCAGCAUAGCGCCCGAGAUCUACGGCCACCUCGACGUCAAGAAAGCACUCCUCCUACUCCUGAUCGGCGGCGUCACCAAGACCAUGGGCGACGGCAUGCGCAUCCGCGGCGACAUCAACAUCUGCCUCAUGGGCGACCCGGGUGUCGCCAAAUCUCAACUGCUCAAAUACAUCACCAAAGUCGCCCCUCGCGGCGUCUACACCACCGGCCGGGGCUCUUCCGGCGUCGGUCUCACCGCAGCCGUCAUGCGCGACCCCGUCACCGACGAAAUGGUCCUCGAGGGCGGCGCGCUCGUCCUCGCCGACAACGGCAUCUGCUGCAUCGACGAGUUCGACAAAAUGGACGACGGCGACCGCACCGCCAUCCACGAGGUCAUGGAGCAGCAGACCAUCUCCAUCAGCAAAGCAGGCAUCACCACCACUCUCAACGCACGAACUUCCAUCCUCGCAGCCGCCAACCCCCUGUACGGCCGCUACAACCCACGCAUCUCCCCCGUGGAGAACAUCAAUCUCCCCGCCGCCCUCCUCUCCCGCUUCGACAUCCUCUUCCUCAUCCUCGACACGCCCUCCCGCGAAGCCGACGAGGAACUCGCCGCGCAUGUCUGCCACGUGCACAUGACCAACUCCGCUGACCCGACCGCUGCCCCGACCAUCAACACACCUAACCCCUCAUCACAAGAAUCCCCAACACCAACCUUCUCCCCCCACGAAGUCCGCCAAUACAUUGCCCUAGCCCGCACCUACCGCCCCACCAUCCCCGCCUCCGUCUCCCAGUACCUCACCGGCGCCUACGUCCGCCUCCGCCAGCAACAGAAGCACGCAGAGAGCUCUGCGAACCCAAAGAAACAAUUCACCCACGUCAGCUUACGCACCCUCCUGGGCCUAAUGCGUCUCUCGCAAGCCCUCGCGCGCCUACGCUUCGCCAGUGAAGUCGUGAACGAGGACGUCGAUGAGGCAUUGCGGCUGGUGGAUGUGAGUAAGGCGAGUUUAUACGCGGACCAGAGGAAUAAGAAUGGGGAUAUGAGCGUGAGCAGCAGGAUUUAUGAGGCGGUGCGGGCGAUGUGGAGCUCGGGUGCGGCGGCCGUGGGUGGGCGGGGAAGCGGGAAGGGAGAGAUGGAUAUGCGGAGGGUGAGGGAGUUGGUGUUGGGGAAGGGGUUUAGGGAGGAGGAGUUUGAGAGGGUCGUGGAGGAGUAUGAGCUUUUGGAUGUCUGGCAACGCGCGAACAAUGGCACGAGAUUGGUGUGGGUCGAGGCUGGUGACAGCGAUGAGGAUGACGAUGAGUGA